CAUCAUCAUCAUUCCCACCCCAUGAAGCUUCUUUCUAAUCUCAUCGUUUUCCUCUCUCUAUAAAUCUUUCUCUUAUUUACAUACAUCACACUAGUUGGAUUAUAACGGGAAAGUGUUGUUUGUGUUGCGUAGUACAGCAUGAGGAAGCCCGAGUCUGGAAAAAACAACAACAAUAACAAGCUUAGGAAGGGGCUGUGGUCACCGGAAGAAGAUGACAAGCUCAUGAACUACAUGCUAAACAAUGGACAAGGUUGUUGGAGUGAUGUCGCCAGGAACGCUGGCUUGCAAAGAUGUGGCAAAAGUUGUCGCCUUCGCUGGAUCAAUUACUUGAGGCCUGAUCUCAAACGUGGUGCUUUCUCUCCCCAGGAGGAACAGCUUAUCAUCCAUCUGCAUUCCCUUCUUGGCAACAGAUGGUCCCAAAUAGCGGCGCGCUUGCCCGGGCGAACCGACAACGAAAUCAAGAAUUUCUGGAACUCCACAAUAAAGAAAAGGCUCAAGCUCAUGUCAUCCACCACCACCGGCUCACAAAAUGCAAGCGAGUCCUCUUCCAUAUUAUCUGAGCCUAAUAUCAAAGACCUCAACAAUGUCAUGGGAGGUUUCAUGCCUAUGUUCAACAAUAACAUAAUUGAGAGAUUGCCUAUGAUUGAGAAUGGACUAAACGCGCAAGUAGCUUCUGACGGAUUCUUCAACAGCAAUGGAGGGCCUUGCUUCCCACAAAACGGAGCUGACCCUAACAUCAAUAAUGGUUUCUACGUAGAAAAUGGAGUCUUCGGGAUUGGGAGUGUAAAUAUUGGAGCAGAAGGGGAGCUGUUUGUGCCUCCUCUGGAGAGUGUUAAUAACCCUAUAACUGAUAACCUGCAGAAACUGGAGAAUAGAGACACUAACGUUAAUAGUUACUUCGAUAACAUAAACAGCAUCGUUAAUAACUGCAACAAUAAUAGAGGUGGGGUGGAGGAUCUAUUUCAGGAAGAGUUAACCUUGGGAGAGUGGGACUUAGAGGACUUGAUGAAAGAUGUUUCAUCCUUUCCCUUUCUUGAUUUUUCAAGCUGAACCUUCUUCAAAACUGCCAGACCCGUGAUUAGUAUCCUAUUGGCAUGGACAGAUCUCUUCUCAAACCUUGUAAUGUUUGUGUUUUUGCCAAUAUGCCGUACGUCAGGCACAGGUCAGAUUCAAAGAUUACUGUAGUCUCGGUAACUAGGUCUGAAAUAAAGGUCAUAUAUCAUACCUGGGUAUACUCGCGGUGAUCGUAUUUGUGUAUAAUCAUAGAGCAUUUGAUCCAGGUAGCUUUAAUUUGUAUCUCGGAAACCAUGUAGCUACAAUAAACUGUCAUAUAUACUUGUGAAUACAAAUAGUUAUACAUUAUUUUUUGGGUCAAAUUCUGUGAUAUAUUAUAAUUAAUAGCUCAACUAAGUUGUACAAAGCAAUGUUGGAAUGUUCCACAUUAUUGUUGGGCGUAAAAUUUUCCCUCUUCA
Molecule: messenger RNA, 1472 nt
Organism: Prosopis cineraria
Lineage: Eukaryota; Viridiplantae; Streptophyta; Magnoliopsida; Fabales; Fabaceae
Product: transcription factor MYB46-like
Exons: 2
Coding region: 139-1050 (303 amino acids)
Source: RefSeq, a predicted model, not a curated record